AUGAAACAGGUGGCACUUAUUUCAUGUUUCCUUCUUCUUACGAUCUCAUCAGCUUGCAAAAUACAAGUAAAAUUUCGAUCAAAAACACCUCAUCCUUUCCAGUUGCAAUUAUUUGUACCAGCAAUAAAAAUGAAAACUGAACGGAUCACAUUCGCUAGUGAAGGCCAACUUCGAACUGUCACGGUGCAAGGCAAGGAAUGUAAUCAAAAACAUUGGGUUUUUAAAACUUGGAAAGAAAUGAACAACGAAUGGAUUCCAGCCAAAGAGAUAAAAGCUAAAGUAGAAGGCAACGGUUGGCUUGAUGUAGAAAUUGCUUCUGAUUACCUUCCAAGAAUGCAUGAUCGUUUUGGAAUUUUAUGCUCAGAAGGGUCCUGUUAA
Dracunculus medinensis (Guinea worm) is the source of this 378-nucleotide messenger RNA. The record is from the annotation of a GenBank genome assembly. NCBI's taxonomy places the organism in Eukaryota, Metazoa, Nematoda, Chromadorea, Rhabditida, Dracunculidae.